This is a messenger RNA of Salvia miltiorrhiza (redroot sage), 852 nucleotides long. RefSeq lists its product as uncharacterized. The transcript is spliced from 3 exons. The coding region runs from base 1 to 852 and encodes 283 amino acids. The record is from RefSeq and is a predicted model, not a curated record. NCBI's taxonomy places the organism in Eukaryota, Viridiplantae, Streptophyta, Magnoliopsida, Lamiales, Lamiaceae.
AUGGAGAUGAGCAAACAAAGUAUGGAGUCCCAAGCUUCUACGAUCAAAAGGCUCGAGACUACGGUUGGACAACUUUCCGGUGCCUUGAAUCAAAUCCAACAACAACAGCAACCCGGGAAGUUUCAUGGUCAACCUGCUCAGACGCAUCAAGCUCUUGCUGUAAUUGUUCUUCGCAGUGGUAAGUUGGUGGAUAACAAAGUGGAGGUUCCUAAUUUGACCAGCGCAGAGCAGCCGAACUCUACCUUGACCAGCGCAGAGCAGCCGAGAUCUGCUUUCACCAGCGCAGAGCAGCCAAGCUCUACUGUGACCAGAGCAGAACUGCCGAGUUCUGUCCAGCCUAGACCAGAGUUGCCGAGCUUAGCGCUGGCCAGCCCGACUGAUGGAGAGACGACAGAUAAGCAAAAGGAAGGAGAGAAAGAGAAGGAGGUCAAGCUCCACAAAGCUACUGCACCAUAUCGACCACCGAUUCCUUUUCCGAACAGAUUGAGAAACGAGAAGCAGGACCGUCAGUUUGAAGAAUUCUACAACAUGUUGGCCAAGGUAAAUGUGAAUUUGCCUCUUCUUGAUGUGAUCCGAAACGUGCCUGCAUAUGUGAAAUUCUUCAAGGAAUUGGCAUCCAACAAAAGAAGGUUCGGUGACAAUGAGAAGGAAGCCACGGAGUUAGGUAAUUUAAAAUCUACUCGCAUGUGCCUCCAACUUGCUGAUAGGACCGUCAGGUAUCCCCGAGGUAUAGUAGAAGAUAUCCUAGUUAGGGUCGGGGGUUUGAUAGUGCCUGUUGAUUUUGUCGUACUGGAGAUUGGGGAUGUGCACGAGAAUGGUAGAGAUCACACUUUGCUAUUAGGAAGGCCCUGA